AUGUCUCGGCGCGGCGCCGAGGCACAGAGCCGCUGCGAUGCAGCGGCGGCAAGGCACGGCGGCGAAAGCACCAUCGCCGGGCAGUCUCGGGGUGGCGUGGAGGGCCACUCGAGCUCUGCCGGCGGUGCGGCCGCCGCUCACGGGCACGCGACGCGAGGAGGCGUCGCCGAGGGCGUCGACGAGGCGCUCGACGAGGCGCGGCCGCGGGCCGGGUCCUCUCGGAGCCGCGGAGGCGCCGCUGCAGGCGGCGGCGGCGAGAGCGAGGUCAGCAGGCAGAGCGGCUGUGGCGGUGAGGGCCAUGCGGGCUCUGCUGCCGGCUCGCUCGCCUCUCUCGAGGACGCGACGGCCGGGACAGCCGUCGCUGCAGCCGGCGGCACCGCGCCGCCUGACAAGCCGCGUCCGUGGACAGCGGCGAGCACCCGCUGCUGGGCGAGAGCAGCGGCUCAAGUCGGCGUCGAUGGCGCCGUCGCCGCAAGGCGUGAUCGAGAUCGCUUUGGCGGAGGCGCGAGCGACGCGGUGCACGACGAGGGGGCGGGCCUCGUCUCGGUGGGCGGCGGCGGGCCGCCUGGCAUGUCUCGGCUCGGCGCCGAGGCACAGAGCCGCUGCGAGGCAGCGGCGGCAACGCGCGGCGGCGGAGGCACCAUCGCCGGGCAGUCUCGGGGUGGCGUGGAGGGCCACUCGAGCUCUGCCGGCGGUGCGGUCGCCACGCACGGGCACGCGACGCGAGGAGGCGUCGCCGAGGGCGUCGACGAGGCGCUCGACGAGGCGCGGCCGCGGGCCGGGUCCUCUCGGAGCCGCGGAGGCGCCGCUGCAGGCGGCGGCGGCGAGAGCGAGGUCAGCAGGCAGAGCGGCUGUGGCGGUGAGGGCCAUGCGGGCUCUGCUGCCGGCUCGCUCGCCUCUCUCGAGGACGCGACGGCCGGGACAGCCGUCGCUGCAGCCGGCGGCACCGCGCCGCCUGACAAGCCGCGCCUGUGGACAGCGGCGAGCACCCGCUGCUGGGCGAGAGCAGCGGCUCAAGUCGGCGUCGAUGGCGCCGUCGCCGCAAGGCGUGAUCGAGAUCGCUUUGGCGGAGGCGCGAGCGACGCGGUGCACGACGAGAGGGCGGGCCUCGUCUCGGUGGGCGGCGGCGGGCCGCCUGGCAUGUCUCGGCUCGGCGCCGAGGCGCAGAGCCGCUGCGAGGCAGCGGCGGCAACGCGCGGCGACGGAGGCACCAUCGACGGGCAGUCUCGGGGUGGCGUGGAGGGCCACUCGAGCUCUGCCGGCGGUGCGGUCGCCACGAACGGGCACGCGACGCGAGGAGGCGUCGCCGAGGGCGUCGACGAGGCGCUCGACGAGGCGCGGCCGCGGGCCGGGUCCUCUCGGAGCCGCGGAGGCGCCGCUGCAGGCGGCGGCGGCCAGAGCGAGGUCAGCAGGCAGAGCGGCUGUAGCGGUGAGGGCCAUGCGGGCUCUGCUGCCGGCUCGCUCGCCUCUCUCGAGGACGCGACGGCCGGGACAGCCGUCGCUGCAGCCGGCGGCACCGCGCCGCCUGACGAGCCGCGUCCGUGGACAGCGGCGAGCACCCGCUGCUGGGCGAGAGCAGCGGCUCAAGUCGGCGUCGAUGGCGCCGUCGCCGCAAGGCGUGAUCGAGAUCGCUUUGGCGGAGGCGCGAGCGACGCGGUGCACGACGAGGGGGCGGGCCUCGUCUCGGUGGGCGGCGGCGGGCCGCCUGGCAUGUCUCGGCUCGGCGCCGAGGCACAGAGCCGCUGCGAGGCAGCGACGGCAAGGCGCGGCGACGAAAGCACCAUCGCCGGGCAGUCUCGGGGUGGCGUGGAGGGCCACUCGAGCUCUGCCGGCGGGGCGGCCGCCGCUCACGGGCACGCGACGCGAGGAGGCGUCGCCGAGGGCGUCGACGAGGCGCUCGACGAGGCGCGGCCGCGGGCCGGGUCCUCUCGGAGCCGCGGAGGCGCCGCUGCAGGCGGCGGCGGCGAGAGCGAGGUCAGCAGGCAGAGCGGCUGUGGCGCCGCGUCCGUGGACAGCGGCGAGCACCCGCUGCUGGGCGCGGUCAGCGGCAUGGAUGAGGCGACAGCCCUAUCGUCGGGCAGUUCCUGGAUGGGGGUCAACCGCACUGGAGCUUGGCCGGUGGCGCAGUCGCAGUGCAAGGACCUACGAUGGUGA
This is a messenger RNA of Emiliania huxleyi CCMP1516, 2154 nucleotides long. RefSeq lists its product as hypothetical. The transcript is spliced from 2 exons. NCBI's taxonomy places the organism in Eukaryota, Haptophyta, Isochrysidales, Noelaerhabdaceae. The record is from RefSeq and is a predicted model, not a curated record. The coding region runs from base 1 to 2154 and encodes 717 amino acids.